Messenger RNA from Schistocerca americana (American grasshopper), 3276 nucleotides. It is a transcript of the gene Alg10, whose product is annotated as putative Dol-P-Glc:Glc(2)Man(9)GlcNAc(2)-PP-Dol alpha-1,2-glucosyltransferase. Gene Ontology annotation, cellular component: endoplasmic reticulum. Gene Ontology annotation, biological process: dolichol-linked oligosaccharide biosynthetic process; protein N-linked glycosylation. Gene Ontology annotation, molecular function: dolichyl pyrophosphate Glc2Man9GlcNAc2 alpha-1,2-glucosyltransferase activity. The record is from RefSeq and is a predicted model, not a curated record. The transcript has 5 exons. Lineage: Eukaryota; Metazoa; Arthropoda; Insecta; Orthoptera; Acrididae. Bases 61 to 1512 code for a protein of 483 amino acids.
AAGUGUGGUGUUUGAACGUUUGAUUGUUGGCCGUUGGUGACGUUACAGAAAUACGUAAAAAUGGGUUUGUGGAAGAGUAUAAUAAAUCGCAUGUGGAAUGUGUAUUCUGUGUGGUUUGUGUUUAGCGUGUUCACAGUGUUCAUAUUUGAGAGAUUGCACAAAGUGCAUCCUAUCCCACUUGUUGAUGAGGUGUUUCACAUACCCCAAGCCCGGAAUUACUGUGAUGGCAAUUUCCUGCAGUGGGAUCCUAAAAUAACAACACUCCCAGGACUGUACGUGUUUUCUGUCAUUUACCUCAAGAUUGCUGGAUUGUUUAUGGGGCAAGAUUUUUGUGACAUACAUGGUCUUCGUGUCUUCAAUGUUUUCCUCUGUCUUGCUAAUUUUAUCCUGAUUUACAGACUACAACGGCAGAUAAGCACCUUGGGGAGGUGGUGUGAUGGCAGGAAAUGUUUAGCAGAUGAGUGCAAAUGGAGGGAUCUUGCCACAGCUUUGAAUAUGUCCCUGUUUCCUGUUCUCUACUACUUUGCAUUCUUUUACUACACUGAACAGUUAUCAACUUUUACUGUGUUACUGACAUAUUCAUUGUCUCUUACUGAAUAUACCAAAGAAUCUGCCAUAAUGGGUGUUAUAUCCAUCUUUGUGCGUCAGACCAAUGUGAUAUGGAUAGGAUUCAUACUCCUCAUUAAACUCUUCAGUUUACUCCAGCGUGAUAUGGUAGCUGUCGGAAAGUAUGUGAAUGUGUUAAAAGAUGAAGAGUUCUUCCAAAUGGUGACGGCAUUGAUCUACCAUCCACUUUACUCCUGGUGGAAGAGGCGGCAAGCUUUUAUCACGUUAAUUUCAAACUAUGUUGUAAAAAUGCGCCAUUAUUUGAUAGUGUGUGUCAUUUUUAUGAUAUUUGUCGUGAUUAAUGGAGGUAUAGUUGUUGGUGACAAAUUGGCCCAUGUUCCGGUCUUACAUUUAUCCCAGAUGCUGUACUUUAUUCUGUUUGCAUCAUCUUUUUGUAUGCCUUAUUUUAUAAUUUUGGGAGCCUCAUUCAAGAGCUGGCUGAGACAACAUUAUAUAAUUGCAGCAAUAUUUUUAGUUUUGUGUGCAGUAGUGGUACGCUAUUACACAUUUGUGCAUCCUUACCUCCUGGCUGAUAAUAGACAUUAUGUUUUCUACAUUUGGAAGUUAUUGUAUGAACGCAAUCCAAUGAUAAAGUAUUUUUUAAUUCCAAUUUAUUUGUAUGGAGGAUAUUGUAUAACAUACUUUCUUGAUACACAUUCAUUUGCAUAUAAGCUGUCAUACUUAAUUUGUGUAUUCUUAAUUUUGGUACCACAAAAGCUUCUAGAAUUUCGUUAUUUUAUUUUACCAUUCUUAAUAUUUCGCUUGAAUGUUUAUCCAAAGUAUCGGUGGCAGUUGUGGUUAGAGUUUUUUAUGUAUGCCAUUAUCAACUUGUCAACAUUUUAUUUAUUUUUGACUCGUGAGAUUCGUUGGGACGACAUUGCUGAAGUUCAAAGACUUAUGUGGUAAAUGUGACAUCUUCAAGUGGAGAAAGACUGAACUGCAUUUGACUUCACCAGUUCUGUAUUGUAUGGUUGAAAUGUACAACAGCGGCUGUUUAGAACUAGAAAAUUUAAUAUGUUUAUACUUUCAGAUAUUAUUGCCAAACAUAUUUGAUACAUUGUAAGAAAAAAAGGAAGAAAUGUACUAUGUGGUAUGCUCCUUCAGUGUAGCUAUAGAUGUUAAGCGUGUUGCCACUCUAGGCAUUAAAUGUAUACUGCCUAGUCACCUGGCUGUGUUCGUGAUCUCAUUCUGUUUUAAGAUUAUUCUUUGUAGGUAUAUAUAGGUACUUUAAGGUUAGGUAGUAUCAGGCAGUGACUAGUGAUUUUUAAACCAAUGAUAUUUGAGAAUUAUAUGUGAUAUCUCUGUGAGAAUUUGUAAGUGAUACUGAAUUACACAGUUUUGGGACCAAUGUCUUUGAUAGAUCCUAGUGUGGUUGAGAGGACAGUAUGUGUGAAGUAUUCUCACAUUAAUAGAAGUAGUUCAACUGUGGUCUGUUAAAAAUUCUGAGGUUUUCUUGACUGUUGUAUGCUACACUUUUUGUGGCCUAAACUUCUCUCUCAAACUUUAUAUAAAGGUGUCUUUGUGUUUAAAUUCAUCUCUAUGAGAAAUAAAAACCUGAGAAUGUGCAAAGGCCAUCAGAGUGCAUAGGGUGCAGGAAACGUGAACUACUACAUCAUAAAUAUUGAUCAUUAUUGAUGUAAUAAAAGUUCUCAGCUGCACUUGUUUGGAAAGCAGUCACUACUAGUCUUGGUAUGCGAAGAGUUGCAUGCAGUUAUAAGUAUCAGGUGGUGCAUCACAACCGAAGCAAUAAAUUCAAUUUAGUGGAUGUUAGCAUUAUUGAAUUCGUUCCAAAUGAACAUAGGUAAUGAGGUGUCAGUGGUGUAUAUUUGGCAAGAAAAAUUUGAUUACUUAUAGUUAUCUUUCAGUUAGUGUUUUUACUUUUCUGUUUUUAUCAGUUUAUUGCCAGUAGUCAUGGAGUUGUUCUGUACACUAUAUUACUUCAUUACAUGAAAUAAGCUGAGUUACAUAGUACCUGCUCUGUAUUAUGGAGUUAGUCUCACUGUUUCUUUUAGUGUAUUGUUUCUGAAUUUGUGCAAAGACGUAUACAGUGUAUGCUGAUUUUGGGGAAAGCAUUUUUCAUUAAAUAUUUCCUUAUAUUUUGUACUUAUUUCAGCAACCAUAAUUGUUUUUGUACUUCAUUUUAUUGGUAACCAUUGUAUUCUCUCCCUCAAUUUCACUGUAGUUACUGCCAUAUUUAUUAUUAUUAUUAUUAUUAUUAUUAUUAUUAUUAUUAUGUACUCACCCACCACAAUUUCUGUAAAAUCCUUAAAUAUUACACCGAACUAUUGAUCCUUCUAUUACAUAGGCAUUUAAUGUGUGGCUUACUUUUACAGUUCCUUCCUUGUAACUCUUCACUGUUCAUAUUUGUUACAUGUUGUGGAAGUUGCUCUGCUGCAGCAAUUAGCGUUGCGUUAAUAUUAUGCCAAGCAAAUAUUGUGAAUUUUUAGUUCUGUAAAAGACGCGUGUAUUUUAUCAUUCUUUGUAAAACUAGCAGUUUUCUACCCAACUGCCUCACCAAAGGUUUUGAGGAAAGAAAUUUUUAGUGUUACAAAAUUUGUUUAAAAACAUUCUUGUUUGAGUUAAUAAAGUGUUUCCUCUUUUUUAUUGCAUUGUAUUUGUGUGUUGUUAUGUAGAAAAAAUAGGCUCAGAAAUUUGGAUACUUUUGGUGAC